AAUUCACGCUGGGGAGAAGCCGUACUUAUGUAGAAUCUGUGGAAAUCAUUUGUCUACCAAAGAUAGUUUAGCUUCUCACAUGAGGAUUCACAACGGUGAGAAGCCUUACACAUGUGGGAUCUGUGGAAAACAUUUCACCAAUAGAAACAGUUUACCUGUUCACAUGAGAACUCACACAGAGGAGAAGCCUUUCUCAUGUAUAACUUGUGGAAAAAGUUUCACUCAAAAAGGUCAUUUGACUGAUCACAUUAAAGGUCACACAGGUGAAAAGCCUUUCAAAUGUGCCACUUGUGGAAAGAGUUUUAGGGAAAGAAGGGAUGGUUUAACUUCUCACAUAAGAACUCAUACAGCCGAGAAGCCUUUCGUAUGUGAGACCUGUGGAAAAAGUUUCAGACAUAAAUCUGUUUUAACUUAUCACAUGAGGACUCAUACAGAUGUUUCGGUUCCGGUUCCUCCAGGACUGCACUACUGCUCCUCUCCUGGUCAUAGAAAUGUUGGUCAGUGA
Messenger RNA from Poecilia latipinna (sailfin molly), 505 nucleotides. RefSeq names its product gastrula zinc finger protein XlCGF8.2DB-like. Gene Ontology annotation, molecular function: RNA polymerase II cis-regulatory region sequence-specific DNA binding; DNA-binding transcription factor activity. The record is from RefSeq and is a predicted model, not a curated record. The transcript is spliced from 3 exons. Gene Ontology annotation, biological process: regulation of transcription by RNA polymerase II. Lineage: Eukaryota; Metazoa; Chordata; Actinopteri; Cyprinodontiformes; Poeciliidae. Bases 80 to 505 code for a protein of 141 amino acids.